Messenger RNA from Penicillium odoratum, 1179 nucleotides. RefSeq lists its product as uncharacterized. The record is from RefSeq and is a predicted model, not a curated record. The transcript is spliced from 2 exons. Bases 1 to 1179 code for a protein of 392 amino acids. Lineage: Eukaryota; Fungi; Ascomycota; Eurotiomycetes; Eurotiales; Aspergillaceae.
AUGACUGACAGCCCAGAUCCAGAGUUCCCAACGGAAAAUACACCACCACUGCACUCUAUCUUGGAUCGAUAUUGCUCACGAAUUUCGCCUGCCGAAAUUCAUCCAGGCUCGCCCCCCACGCCUGAAGAAGCCGCCAAGCGAGUCUACAAAAUAGAAGAUGGUGAAUUACCUCCCAAUUUUCCUAGAGGAUCCAAGAAGAACUUUUUCGCCGACACCACCUACUUGUCCUUUGGGAAUGAGGGGACGACAGCCACGAUUACGGAGAAUGGUCAGCACAUGCAGAUCAGCCAGUAUCUUGCUAAUGGACAAUCCUCCAUGUACACAAUUGAUCUUGAUGGAACUUGCGAGCCUGCCUUGGGCACGCAACGUCGUUCGGACCUUCUAGAAAUGUCUGAAUACCAAUACGGCUUUGGUGCAGAUAUCAACAUAGACUUUGACUCGGUUUCUAUUGAAAUGACCACAGGCUGGCUUCGCAACCGAUGGCCUCGAGUCCUCUUUGAAGAGAAAAAAAAAUGGAAGCUAGUGCAGCAGUGGGUUGUUUGGCGCGGAGUUGUCAUCCAACAACUGGUGCUACACAACCUACAAGACAAGGACUUGGAAGUUGAGUGUGUUAUCAAGACGGGUAUUCUGAUACGGGAUGCGGAUUUUGUUAACAUAACACGUGAGUUCAACAAAGAAGAAACUGACAAUUAUGAAGAGGGAAAUGCUGGAGGCUACGGAUUUGUCAAAGUUCAUGCUCUACCGAACGAAAAUACUCGAGAGAAAGGGGACGCCGUAGCGGCAGUCAUGGGCCUCUUCAUUAAUGGAGAAGUAAUCCCCAGCGUGGGAUCUGAAAACGGAAUAACUCGACUUGUCCCGAAAAAUAGUCAAUUUCAACUGGUCUGCGGUUACAAGCUGGUCUUCCUGCCGCAUGACGAUUCAGACUGGAAGCGUCUAGUCAUCACAGCACAAGAUGUGGAUAUUGAUCAGUUUCUGUCUGAGACACAAAUCAAAAAUGACAUACCGAAAGACGAAUUUCUUUUCGAUCGUGAGUUCUACAUUGGGAGAAAUGUAGAACACAUACUCUCCGUGUGCAUGAUUCCCGUCGCUCAGCGUGAAGUUUCGAAGGGGGAGGAGGUCAUAGCACUGACAUGCGGCGACAUGUCUGGUCAUCGAGUUUGCGUGUCAGCGAGCUUGUAG